Messenger RNA from Mycosarcoma maydis (corn smut), 1449 nucleotides. RefSeq lists its product as uncharacterized. Lineage: Eukaryota; Fungi; Basidiomycota; Ustilaginomycetes; Ustilaginales. Bases 1 to 1449 code for a protein of 482 amino acids. The record is from RefSeq and is a predicted model, not a curated record. The transcript has 3 exons.
AUGUUUCAACAUCAUCACGAUUCGUCGCACAAGGUGCCUCUUCUGCCUUUGCAGAUAGAGCUGGAAGGCGCACCACACUCUCUCGCUGUCGAUUAUGAUCUGCCUCUUUCUCCCCUCUCCAAACAUCAUUGGGGUUCGAGCCCUUGGGUCUCGCGUCUCGGCGACUUUGCAGAUCGAUCUUCCUCCUCGCUGGUACCAUCACUCGUUGGUCUGCCUUUGCUCGUCUCCAUCUUUGCCCACAUCUACUUUCGCAUGUUUUCGACGCUGCACAUCUUUUUGGCACUCGUUUGGAUAGGUCUUCCUGUCGCAACCAUCUCGACAUUAGUCGCAGUAGCCUUAAAAUCAUACCACAGUGGCAACACAAGACGAGAGCAUUUCAGGGCGCUCGUUCUCAUUACCCUUCUAUGUACAGUCGUCUGGAGUACCCUCACCGUCAGCCCGCGUUGGGAUGUAACACUUUCCAGCUCAUCUGACUUUUCCGCCAACAACGAAACCGUCUUCAUCACCGCCAAUUUGUACAACUCUGAACACCUCUUUCCCGCUUUUUCUGACUCGCUACUUGAGCUCGUGCACCAUCUUGGCGAGUCGAAUGUCUUUGUUUCCAUCUACGAGAGCAAUUCGCAAGAUCGCACCAAGCAGCUUCUGUCAUCACUCGAGCGUGAUCUUCAUCUUCAUGGCGUCCAGAAUAGCAUCCGCAUGCUCGACAACAGUCGCAGACACGACAUGAGCCGGAUCGAGCGUCUCGCCAUCAUCCGAAACGAAGCCUUGAGCCCAAUACAGGCCGGCAUUCACGGUCUGCAUGGCCGCAAUUUCUCCAAACUCGUUUGGCUCAACGACAUUUUCUUCCGUCCAGAAUCGGUAUUAGAACUCCUUUCGACCAAUGCGGGGCAUUAUGACCAAGUCUGCGCGCUGGACUACUUUCCGCUUGGCUUCUACGACACCUGGGUCAUGCACGACGUGCAAGGCAAUCGUCCGACACCUUUGUGGCCCUACUUCAAGCUCGAAUCAGAUAUUUCCAGCUUGCGCAGAGGCGAGAUCAUUCCGGUCAACAGCUGCUGGAACGGCAUGACCGUCUUUGACACGAAAUGGUUUCUUCCCACCAGUGGAGACGGCAAGAAUUCGACGAGCGCAGGUGUCGAUGACGGUCCUAUUCGCUUCCGCACACAUCCUCUGUGCUUGGUCUCUGAAUGCCUUCUUACCAGCUACGACAUCCACGUUCGAAGCAAGCAGCGUCCACUCAUCUUUGUCAAUCCUAAGGCGGUGGCUACAUAUCAGUGGCGCGACUAUCUCAUGUACGACUGGAUAAUGCGUUCCAGCAUCGUCACUAUCUGGAGUCGCUUCUGGCAAGACUUGAUCAGCCAUUCGCUGUUUCCCUUUCUCGUCGAGAUCGGCCGCAAACAGGACAACUGUGCUGAGGCACUUCGGAGCGGCUGGAAGCCGUUGACGUGA